This is a messenger RNA of Sus scrofa (pig), 3572 nucleotides long. NCBI's taxonomy places the organism in Eukaryota, Metazoa, Chordata, Mammalia, Artiodactyla, Suidae. The record is from RefSeq and is a predicted model, not a curated record.
AUGUCUUGUACAGCUGAGAUCCAAGCAGCAUUUAUUCUUUCCUCCAUUGUGACCUUCUUCAGUGGACUCUUCAUCUUAUUAACAUCCAGGCUAAUCUGGAGGGGCAUUGAAAAACGGCAAAAGAGCAAGGGAAAAGGCAUUUUCCUGGGAAUUGUGUCAGAUGACAUAGGUCAUAGACAUUCAAGAAGUCUCAGCUUCCAGGGAGCAUUCCGCGAUCGUAUAGAAAUGUUGCUCUCAGCACAGACCUUUGUGGGACAAGUGCUGGUGAUCCUUGUUUUUGUCCUAAGCAUUGGGUCUCUUGUAAUCUAUUUCAUCAACUCUACCGACCCUGUUAGAAGCUGUUCUUCGUACCAAGACAAAACCAUCCCGAUUGAUUUGACUUUCAAUGCUUUCUUCAGUUUCUAUUUUGGGUUGAGAUUUGUGGCAGCUGAUGACAAGGUCAAGUUCUGGUUGGAGAUGAAUUCGAUUGUAGACAUCUUUACUAUCCCACCAACCUUUAUUUCUUAUUAUUUAAAGAGUAAUUGGCUAGGUUUAAGGUUCUUAAGAGCAUUACGGCUGCUGGAACUCCCUCAAAUCUUGCAGAUUCUGCGAGCCAUCAGGACCAGCAAUUCAGUGAAGUUUUCCAAACUGUUAUCAAUCAUUCUCAGCACCUGGUUCACUGCAGCAGGAUUCAUUCACUUGGUGGAAAAUUCUGGUGAUCCCUGGCUCAAAGGUAGAAACUCACAGAACAUAUCCUAUUUUGAGUCCAUUUACCUGGUCAUGGCAACAACGUCAACUGUCGGCUUUGGAGAUGUGGUAGCCAAGACAUCCCUGGGACGGACCUUCAUCAUAUUCUUCACCCUAGGGAGUUUGGUACUGUUUGCAAACUAUAUCCCAGAAAUGGUGGAACUUUUUGCUAACAAGAGGAAAUACACCAGUUCUUAUGAAGUGGUCAAAGGGAAGAAGUUCAUUGUGGUCUGUGGAAACAUCACUGUGGACAGCGUAACAGCUUUCCUGAGGAAUUUUCUCCGCCGCAAGGCAGGGGAAAUCAACACAGAGAUUGUUUUUCUGGAGAGUAAGGUCCCUCCGUCUUUGGAAUUGGAGACCAUAUUUAAGUGCUACAUGGCCUAUACAACUUUUGUUUCUGGGUCUGCACUGAAGUGGGAAGAUCUGAGGCGAGUUGCGGUGGACUCUGCAGAAGCUUGUUUGAUUAUAGCCAACCCUCUAUGCAGCGAUUCACAGGCUGAAGACACUUCAAACAUCAUGAGGGUGCUCUCCAUCAAGAACUAUUACCCUAAUACCAGAGUCAUCAUACAGAUACUUCAAUCCCAUAACAAGGUUUUUCUGCCAAAGAUCCCCAGCUGGAACUGGAACAGUGGAGACAACAUCAUCUGUUUCGCUGAAUUAAAGCUUGGAUUUAUCGCCCAAGGCUGUCUAGUGCCAGGCUUGUGUACCUUUCUAACAUCUCUAUUUGUUGAGCAAAACAAGAAGAUCUGUCCUAAGGUGCCCUGGCAAAAACAUUUCUUUAGUGGCCUGAAGAACAAAAUCCUGACGCAGCGUCUCUCAGAUGACUUUGCUGGAAUGAGCUUUCCUGACGUUUCCCGGAUCUGCUUCGUGAAGAUGCAUCUCAUGCUGAUAGCCAUCGAACACAAAUCUGUGUGUCACGGUUACUGUGGUCUGAUACUGAAUCCAUCUGCACAAGUUAAGCUCCUUAAGAACACAUUAGGGUUCUUUAUUGCUGAAUCUGCAAAGGAUGUCAAAAGAGCCUUCUUUUACUGUGCCAUCUGUCACAGUGACGUGUAUACCCCUGAGCUGAUUGAGAAAUGCAACUGCAGAAGCAAGAAUCACCGACACAUGGCAGUUUCAUCUCUGAAACAAGUGAAAGAGUGUCUGAUUGGUUCAGCUCGAAUCAGUUUCCUCACUAGUCCAGGAAGAGUCUCAGCCAGGAGGCUAACUCUCCAAUUCUUCAUAUUUAGGGCUUUUCAGUAUGAAAUGGAACAAGACCACCUUGAUAACACUGGCAUGUUUCACUGGUGCAGAGCCACCCCAUUGGACAAAAUGAUUCUGAAACGAACUGACAAGUCAAAACAUGAGUUUCGGAACCACAUCGUGGCAUGUGUCUUUGGAGAUGCCCAUUCGACCCUGAUGGGGCUUCGGAAUUUUGUAAUGCCACUGAGAGCUAGCAACUACACCCGCAAGGAGCUGAAGGACAUUGUGUUUGUUGGGUCUCUGGAUUACCUGCAGAGAGAAUGGCGAUUCCUCCGGAAUUUCCCCCAGAUAUACUUUCUGCCUGGAUCUGCGCUCUAUUCUGGAGACCUCCACGCAGUCAACAUAGAGGAGUGUUCCAUGUGUGCUGUCUUGUCCUCUCCGUCGAAGUCAUCCAGCAGCCCGACCUUGGUGGACACAGAGCCCAUCAUGGCCACACUCAACAUUGGAUCCCUGCAGAUUAACAGUAGUUCUCAACCAAGUCGCAGCUUUGCUCCCAGAACACCAGGUGACACAGUCCGCAAUCCCAGGAAAUCACAGUACCGAAGAAUCCCCAUCAUCACUGAACUGAAAAAUCCUUCCAACAUCCACUUUAUUGAACAGCUUGGUGGAAUGGAAGGAAACUUCUCUGGAACAAGCCUGCAUCUCAGCACUUCCUUUGCGACAGGCACUGUCUUUUCCGGCAGCUUCUUGGAUUCCCUUCUUGCCACAGCUUUCUACAAUUACCACGUCCUGGAAUUACUACAGAUGCUGGUGACUGGAGGGAUAAGUUCUCAGCUGGAACAGCAUUUGGAUAAAGAGAAGUAUUAUGGGCUGAAUGACAACAGCUGUACAGUUUUGUCUAGAAGUUCACGGUGUAAGCUGGGGCUCCUGUCCUUAAACCAGACCAUUUUGUCUGACAUUCAACCAAGAAGGACCUUCGGACAGAUAUUCUGCGGCUCCUUAGAUCGUCUUGGAGUCCUGUGCCUUGGCUUGUACCGCAUGAUAGAUGAUGAGGAGCACAACCCGGAACACAAAAGGGGAGUAUACUAGCUUGGAAAGUUUGUGAUUACCCGGCCAGAGAAUGAGUUUAGGCUGCUGCCCUCGGACCUCGUGUUUUGCGCCAUCCCUUUCAGCACUUCUUACUACAAAAAGGACAUUUCAUCUCCAAAUCUAUAUGAUAAUAUAAAUAUAGUGCCAUUGUCAGAAGACACAUCACAGAUGUAAAUUAUCCUUCAGUUUCCCAAAGUACAGCACAGUCACCAGGUACAUCCAUCCAUUUCUUGGAGCCCAAAACAACCUAUGACAGAUUCCAAGCAAGCAGUAUUGAUUCCAAGUGGUAAAUUCUCAUCCCAGAUAUAUGCAAGUAAGAGCACAACAGGAAGCAGAAAGGAGCACAUGGAGGAAACCACGAUGGAAGAAACCUGUGCCUAUUCAAAGCCAUACUAGACAGGUUGCUAUUUUCCAGGCGCUCCUAUCUCACUACUUACAAGGCAUCUCCAGAGAUGGUGACUUGGAACAAGGAAGAUAAAAAUGGGAGCAUGCCCUUUUUGUGUCGAUUGCUCAAUGGUGGAUGGAUCUGCAUGCCCUCAGUUUUGAGGAAGAAACAAAAGUCUAAUCCCAUUGGA